Messenger RNA from Zea mays, 784 nucleotides. RefSeq lists its product as uncharacterized. Gene Ontology annotation, biological process: photosynthesis; photosynthetic electron transport chain. The transcript is spliced from 2 exons. Gene Ontology annotation, molecular function: calcium ion binding. Lineage: Eukaryota; Viridiplantae; Streptophyta; Magnoliopsida; Poales; Poaceae. The record is from RefSeq and is marked predicted. Gene Ontology annotation, cellular component: photosystem II; photosystem II oxygen evolving complex; extrinsic component of membrane. Bases 183 to 641 code for a protein of 152 amino acids.
CGAUUUUUUUUUCUUCUCUCUCACUUGCCUUCUUCCGUCGUGCUCUCAUUAUCCCAUAAUUAAUUACUUGCCACAGGCCUUGAUCUCCCUCGCGUACACAGAGCGAGCGAUGGUGGAGCACGAGAUGGAGCAGAAGGGGUGUCUCUGCCGGAUCAGGCUGCGCUGUCGAGCUCUUCUCGGCGAUGGAGGAGGACCUGGACACGGACGACGAGGGCUCGUGGGACCUUGUUGGGAGGGACAUCCGGCUAAAGGCCGCCUUCCUGUGCAUUGACCUCGGCCGUGUGAUCGCCUUGUGCGGGGGCGAAGAGCGCAAGAAGGCGCUCACUGCUCUUGCCAACAAGCUCUUCUACUCCAUGGAUGAGCUGGGCGACGCAGUGGAGAGCAGGAGCCUCCCUCUGACGCAGGCGCGCUACAGCGACACCGCUGACGCGCUCCGCGAGGUCGUCGCCGUCCUCGCGCUGUCCCUGGACCUGGAGUUCGGCCCGGAUGAUCCCGUGUGCCGUGUGCGAGAUCACCUUCACGCGGCUUCACAUGCUGUGUGGCCGUGUGGGUGUGGCUGUGUAUACAUUAUUGGCUCAUAUUUGGGUUGGCGUCUUCCCCCGUUUGCGUUGCCGAUGCUCCGCUGCUCUCUGAUUCUGUAACCCUCUAUGCGAAAUGCUGCUGCAUGCAGUGCUCCCCAGACAUCCUGAUUUGAUGGCCGCGCGUUAGGCUAGCGCCGCCCUGAUAAUUUUGACGCAUGGGUGGAUGCAGUUUAAUAGCAUUAAAAUAAUUUAUUUUGUAUCUA